Messenger RNA from Paramecium tetraurelia, 2421 nucleotides. RefSeq lists its product as uncharacterized. NCBI's taxonomy places the organism in Eukaryota, Ciliophora, Oligohymenophorea, Peniculida, Parameciidae. The record is from RefSeq and is a predicted model, not a curated record. The transcript has 3 exons. Gene Ontology annotation, biological process: translational elongation. Gene Ontology annotation, molecular function: ribosome binding; translation elongation factor activity; GTP binding. Gene Ontology annotation, cellular component: ribonucleoprotein complex; cytosol.
AUGACUUAAGCAUAGAAAUCUCAAGAUUAAAUUAGAAAUAUUGCAAUAUCUGGUUCACUUGAUAAUGGGUCCAAGUACCUACAUGACAUUUUCAUUCAAAAAUGGGGUGUAUAAACUAAUAAGGAUGCGAUUCUUACAGAUAAUGAAUUGCAAUUUUACUAGGAAUUCUAAUCAUAAUGUGGCAUCAAAAAUUUAUAUUAUACGCCAAUCAAUAGCAAAAAAGGAAAUGAGGAUGGUUAUCUGAUAAAUUUAAUGAAAUCUUAAAAUAACUAUCACGGAUAAACAGAAAGUUUAGCAAGAUUGUCAGAUGGAGCCAUUGUAAUAAUUAACUUUUAGUUAGAAAUAAAUUAUGAGAUUGAAACAAUAAUAAGAGCAUUCUUGAAAGAAUAAAACCGUAUGGUGUUUUUCAUAAACAAAAUUGACAAAGCAUUUUUGAAACUAAACCUUAAUGGAGAACAAAUUUACUUAAAUUUAAAUCGUAUAAUUGAAAAAAUCAAUCAAAUAAUUUAUCUCUAUGAACCAGACAGUGUAAUAAAUCCUGCCUUUGGUCAAAUCACAUUUGGAUCUGCAAAACAAUAAUGGGGAUUUACUUGUUUAUAAUUUGCAUAAUAAUAUGAAAUAAAAUUUGGAAUUGAGCAUUAAAAGUUAGCAAAAAAGCUAUGGGGUGAUCACUAUUUCGAUGCAACGAAAAAAUAGUGGAGUACUCAGAAUGCAUCUAUAGAGAGUUAACCAUUAAAGAGAGCAUUUGUUACCUUCAUCUUAGAUCCCAUCCUAAAAUUAUCGUAAGCAAUUGUGAAUGGUCAAAAAGAUGUUGUCUCUUAAAUGACAGAGCGAAUUGGAAUUUAAUUAAGUGAAGACAUUCGAUAGUUAGAUGGUAAAAAAUUGUUGUCAGCAAUUCUAAACUCCUGGAUCAAUUUAGCAGAUUCUAUUAUGUCGUCAUGUGUAUUCCAUAUACCUCCUCCCAGGGUUGCAUAGAAAUACAGAGCAGCACAUCUUUUCAAGUUGGAUAAGGAAGACAAACUAUUAGAAUCAAUUAAAGACUGCAAUCCACAAGGGCCUUUGGUGAUACAAAUUUGCUUAAUGAUACCAUAUAAAUAGGAAUUCAUAUCAAUUGGGAGAGUGUAUUCUGGAACAAUCCAUACUGGACAGCAAAUUAGAAUCUUGGGAUCUCAAUAUAAGGAGGGCUCUAAAUCUGAUCUAUUUUAAUCAACAGUAGGAUAAACAUUUUAUUUUCCUAUAGGUGAACCCGCUUAUAUAGAAUAGGUGCCAUCUGGAAAUAUUGUGGGAAUUAAAGGAAUUGAUUAAUUUAUCAAAGGAACUUGUACUAUAACAGAUGUCCAACUUUCAAUCUAAAUGUUGCCUAUACAAUUACAACAAGAUAAAUUAGUAAAGAUAACAAUUACCCCUGUAGAACCAGCCCAAUUGACUUUUGUAAUUGAUGCCAUUAGGUAGUUAAUAAAAUUGAAUCCUACUAUCUCUUUAACAUUAGAUCCUUGUCUGAUUUUGGCUGCGAAUUCUUAUCACUUUUUACAGUAUUUUUUGGAUGAGUUAGUUAAUAAAUAUUUAAAAAGUGUUGAAAUUAGAAAAUCUAAUUAUUUUGUUAGUUACAAAGAGACUAUCACAGGCAUAUCAUAAGAUAAUGAAUUAAAAACCCCAAAUAAACAUAACAUAAUUGGAGCAUAAGCAACCCCAUUAAGUGAUAAUCUAUUGAAUUAAAUUGAAUCCGAUUACCAAUCUAUGGCAUUUCUAUAAUCCAUAAAAAUAAAUUCAAAUAACUGGUAUCAAAGCGAUAAAUUACAAAUAUUUGCUUUUGGUCCAAACAAUUUAGGACCAAAUAUUCUUGUAAACAAAACAAGUCCUGAGGAUUACCAUCACAUUUCUGAAAUUAUAGACCAUUUGAAUACAUCUUGGUAAUGGUUUACAAAAGAAGGGGCACUUUGUGAAGAGGAAUAAAGGGGAGUAUAGGUGAAUAUUCUAAAAUAUUUAUCUCAUGCUGAUAUUAUUCAUAGAGGAGCAGGUUAAAUUCUACCAACAGCAAGGAGAUUAUUUUAUGGAUGCCAAUUGUAAGCAUAACCGAGGCUACAGGAACCUGUCUUUUUGGUUGAAAUACACUCAAAUAUAUAGGUCAUAGACUAAGUUUAUAAAUGUAUCAAUAAUGCAUAAGGGAUAGUGAUUGAGGAAAAGAGUUUCGCUAAAACAUCAUUCCAAAAAAUCAUCGCAUAUGUGAAUGGUCCUAAUAUAUUUUAAUUUCAUGAUUAAUUAAAUGAGAUGACUUAAAAUAAAGCAUACAGUUUAAGUUCUUUUGAUCAUUGGUCUCUUCUAAAUAGUGAUCCAUUAGAGGAGAGCUCUGAAGCCCAUUAAAUAUUGUAAGAUAUUAGAGCAAAGAAAGGAUUGCCUUCAAAAAUCCCGCAACAUUUAUGA